GAGACACUGGUCUAUAAGAUUGUGAUCGGCAAUCCCUAAGGAGGUGUCAUGGCGGCCAGGAUUGUGGCUUCAUUCACUUCAAUGGAACUGGGCUGCAAUACCACACACAACCUGUGGACAAAGAGUGGCGCUGUUUUUCUAAUCCUAGAGACUUCCUCGGCCAGUGGAUGGAGUAAUGUGUAACCAAUGGUGGACGCCCAGACUGCAUACAAAUGUCGAUGGUGUUAACCCCUUCAGAUAUACUCCAUGCUCCUCAGCCAAUCACAAAGUCCGUGAGAGACUUUAUUCCGGAUGGUUGGGCGUGUUCCUCCAGCACAGAGGUUGUCACCUGGGGUGGGGAACGCUAGUCGCAUUGUUGACAUUGCGGUUGGACUAUGUCUUAGGAGAUCCCCGGUGGUUUAUAGGGUCAGACGCCUUUAGCUGCAGCCACUAGAGGUUGAGGCGUCCAUUGUUCUACUCUAUAGGAUUCCUGUAAGAACAGGGACCUUGUAUGGACCUCGUGUCCAGAUGUCAUAGGGUCCAUCCUCGCCCAUCUACACGCUAUGGAUCCCACCUGUAGGACCUCUCCCAAACCGUAUCUAUCGUAUUCCAUCGAGGAGAUACUGAAGAAACCGGGGUCUUCAUCCAAGGAGAACAUCAACCUGGAAUGUUCCUCAAGGAUGGAUCCUCAAGACUUGGCGGCGAAAACACCUGUUUUACGGAACGUUAGUAAGUGCUCAGACAUGAUGUCCCCGCACAAUCUCAGUUCUCAUUCGGACUUUAGUGAGAAUUGUUCUUCAUCAGGGUCACAUGACGGUGAUGAGGAUCUCAGUGACUCCGCACACACCAGUCCCCACAGUGAACGCAAGAACAAAAGGCGGAUUAGAACCACGUUCACCAUGGAGCAACUGCAGGAGCUGGAGAGGAUCUUCCAUGUGACACAUUACCCGGACGUUCAGACAAGAGACAAGCUGGCCGCCAAGAUCAAACUCCCCGAGACACGAGUCCAGAUUUGGUUUCAGAACCGGCGCGCUAAAUGGCGGAAGUACGAAAAACUUGGCAACUUUGGAGGCCUCCAGCACCUCACUGCACUAGACAUUGUGCCAGCGCCAAAAGCCAACUCUACGGACUUCACUCUACAUAUGAAGACGUUUCCAGAUCUUGAAUCGACACCUGGGUAUUAUUUACCUUUUCAAGGUCCCUUUACAUCCAGGGUAGCCUUGGUGCCCCACUUGGGCUCCACACGAACAUCACUGACACCAUCACCCUACUACUUUCCUUUACCCCAUGGAAUGGGCUACAGGGGUGUCCUGGCUACACCAACGUAACCUCAGGA
This is a messenger RNA of Hyla sarda, 1315 nucleotides long. RefSeq names its product intestine specific homeobox (gene ISX). The transcript has 5 exons. Gene Ontology annotation, biological process: regulation of transcription by RNA polymerase II. Lineage: Eukaryota; Metazoa; Chordata; Amphibia; Anura; Hylidae. Bases 543 to 1307 code for a protein of 254 amino acids. The record is from RefSeq and is a predicted model, not a curated record. Gene Ontology annotation, molecular function: RNA polymerase II transcription regulatory region sequence-specific DNA binding; DNA-binding transcription factor activity, RNA polymerase II-specific.